This is a messenger RNA of Callithrix jacchus (white-tufted-ear marmoset), 1009 nucleotides long. It is a transcript of the gene C7H1orf185, whose product is annotated as chromosome 7 C1orf185 homolog. NCBI's taxonomy places the organism in Eukaryota, Metazoa, Chordata, Mammalia, Primates, Cebidae. The record is from RefSeq and is a predicted model, not a curated record.
AUGUAGUCUAGCUUUUUGCCUGGGAAAAAGAAAGAAAUGUAUUUAGGCUAACAACGAGAAAUCUCUUUCUAUUCUCUGGAAGUGCUCAUAUAAGAUAAGAAAUACUUGAAUCAUGGGUUUUUUAAAUUACUUAACCCAUUUUCUGGCUGCCGGUGCUGUUAUUUUGGGAAUUGGUUUCUUUGCUUUGGCAUCAGCUUUGUGGUUCCUGAUUUGCAAACGAAGAGAAAUAUUUCAAAAUUCCAAAUUUAAAGCAAUUUAUGAGAGAUUCAGGCAAAGACCAUCAAAGGCAAAGAUUAAAUCUCAUUCUCAGUGUGUUUUUAUUUCUCGAAAUUUUCAUACUGGGAGAUUCCAAUUACAGGAGGAGCAAAGAAAAAAGAAAGCAGCACAUACAAAAGCAAUUAAAGAUCAUUCUAAAGAUGAGUCCUGCCAUGCAACAAAAAAAGUCAUUUGUGAUCCCUCUGAGGGAUCCCCAACAAAUCGCAGCAGUGUUACAUUAAGCUUAUCAACAUUGCCAUCUGAUUCUUAUUACAGUCAAAGUAUAGAAGCAGCUGAUGACUGGUUUUCUGAUGAUUCUCUAGUGAAAAAGAACUCUUCAACGCCUUCUCUCGGGGGACCUCUACUGGAAAAAGUAUAUCCAUACUUGUCAACCAUUUCACUGGAAGAGGGUACUGAAGAUGUACUAAAUGACACUUUGUGAUCAUCAAAAAGAUGACCACAUUAAGGGAAAAUGUUCAUGAAGAAACACAGAGGUUGAAAUACAAAACCUUCAUCAUAAUACUGAAUGACUUCUUUCUUUUGAAACCUCCUAUGCACUGGAAUCAAUUAACAGCUUCUGAGUCUCUUAACAUGUCCAUACUAAUAUUACUUUUUUGUUCUUUACCAUAGAGUGGCUCUACUUAACUUGCUGGUUCUUAUUUCUAGAAACAAAGUUAGGAAGAACUAGAAGUGAUGUCAUGAACAUUAAGCUUAACUUACUGUAUCUCAUCCAAAGACAUACUAACUAGUAUGA